UUGGUCAACGGACUCGGCCCGACUAUCCAAUCAACAGCGUCUGCGUCAUCCAUGACUGACGGUCGCUGACGCGCGGCGUCUGGAGGCGGCGGCCAAGGCUCCCGAGCGCGCGGGCUGGGCGGUCGAGCAGGAGCCGGCGUCUCUGGAGAAAGGUUUGUUCCAAGAUGAAGAUUCAUGCAGUGAUUGUAGCUACCAUGAUAAACCAGGUUCUAGUUUACAAACUUUUAUGCCAGAAGGAAAAACCCUUUUCCCAGAAAUUUUCCAAACAAAUCAACUUUUGUUCUAUGAGCCAUUCAGAGCCUAUCAAGAUUACAUUUUAGCUGACUGCAAGGCCUCUGAGGUAAAUGAAUUCACAGCUGAUUUUUUGGAGACGGUCCUUGAGACAUGUGGGUGGCGGGCAGUCCGGCAUACUAAUGUGUUCAAGGUGCUGGUUGAGGCCUUCUGCGACUUUCCUGCUCUUCAGAUGGCCACUUUCUUCUCAUCCUCCUCAGCCUGGCUCACAGCUGACUUCCCUGGCCAUCUCAGCAGAACCAGAUCCUCACCCCUGCUAGUUACUCUCUGUCACCCACUCGUUACCAUUGUGCUUACUGAUCUCCCUGAUUACAGUGUAAGCUCCAUGAGGGUCACAGAUGUGGACUUUGCAGCCUUGAAAGCAGUGGUGAGGCUUGCCGAACCAUACUUCUGUGACUCUCAAGUGAGCACUUUUACCAUGGAGUGUAUGAAGGAACUCCUGGAUCUGAAAGAACAUAAGUUGCCCCUGCAGGAGCUAUGGGUGGUAUUUGAUGAUUUGGGAGUGUUUGACCAGACAGCCCUUGCAAUUGAGCAUGUCAGGAUAUGGUCUACCAGAUGACAUUGUGAUAGAAAAAAGUGGACUAUCAUAGGUGGACUUUUGUGGACUGCAUAGGUGCUGAUAUUAAAAUCUCAGGCAUAAAAUUUGUUCAGCACAAUGCUGUAGAGGGAAUGUUAAGUAUCUGAAUGUUUAAUGUAUUGUUUCUUCUAAGCUUUGAAGGAAAACUGUACUCUCUAUGGAAGAUAGAAUUUAAUGAAAAGCCACUCGAGUAUAGACAUACCUUGGUUUGUUGCACUUCACAGAUACUGAGUUUUAUAAAAAUUGAAGUUUGUGACAACCCUGUUUCCAGCCAGUCUGUUGGGACCAUUUUCCUGAUAGCAUCUGCUCAUCUUAUGUCUCUGUGUCACAAAUUAUAGAUGAUAUGCUGAUCUGUGCCCGAUGAUCUUUGAUGUUACUAUUGUAAUUGUUUUGGGGUGCCAUGAACUACAUCCAUAUAAGAUGGUGAAUUUAACUGAUAAUUGUGUGGGUUCUGACUGUUCCACCAAUCAGCCAUUCCCCUCUCUCUCUCCUUCUGUUUGGACCACUCUAUUCCUUGAGACACAACAAUAUUGAAAUUAGACCAGCUAAUAAGACUGCAGUGACAUCUAUGUGUUCACAUGAAAGGAAGAGUCACCUGUCUCUCACAUUAAAUUAAAAAACUAGAAAUGUUUGACUUAGUGAGGAAGGCACGUUGAAAACUGAGAUAGGCUGAAACCUAGGUCUCUUGUGUCAGUUGGCCAAGUUAAGAAUGUGAAUGAAAAGUUCAUAGAGGAAAUUGAAAGCACUACUCUAGUGAACAUACGAAUGAUAAGAAAGUGAAACAGCCUUAUUGCUGAUAUGGAGAAAGUUUCCGUAGUCUGGAUAGAAGAUCAAAUCAGUUACCACAUUCCUUAAAUCAAAGCCUAUUCCAGAGCAGAACCCUAACUUCUUCAAUUCUGUGAAGGCUGAGAGAGGUGAGGAAGCUGUAGAGGAAGAGUUUGAUGCUAGUAGAGGUUGGUUCACGAGGUUUAAGGAAGAAGCCAUCUCUAUAACAUAAAAGCACAAGGUGAAGCAUCAAGUGCUGAUGAAGAAGCUACAGCAAGUUACAGAAGACCUAGCUAAGGUAAUUGAUGAAGGUGGAUACACUAAACAACACAUUUUCAAUGUAGAUGAAAUAACCUUCUAUUGGAAGAAGAUGCCAUCUAGUACCUUUCAUAGCUAGAGAGAAGUCAGUGCCUGGCUUCGCAACUUCAAAGGACAGACUGAGUCUCUUGUUAGGAGUGAAUGUAACUGGUGACUUUAAGUUGAAGCCAGCACUCAUUUACCAUUUGGAAAAUCCUAGAGACCUUAAGAAUUAUGCCAGAUCUACUCUGCCUGUGCCUUAGAAAUGGAACAACAAAGCCUGAGUGGUAGUACAUCUGUUUAUAAUAUGGUUUACUGAAUAUUUUAGGCCCAUUAUUGAGACUUACUACUGAAAACAAAAAGAUUCCUUUAAAAAUGUGAUUGCUUAUUGACUAUACCUGGCCAUCUGGAGAUUAAUGUUUUUUUCAUGCCUGCUAAUAACAUCUAUUCUGCAGCCCAUGGAUCAAGGAGUAAUUUCGACUUUCAAACCUUACUACAUAAGAAAUAUACUUCAUAAGGCUAUAGCAGUUAUUGAUAGUAAUUCCUCUGAUGGGUCUGGGCAAAGUUAAUUGAAAACUCUUUGGGAGGGAUUCAUCAUUCUAGAUGUCAUUAAGAACGUUUAUGAUUCAUGAUUCAUGGGAGGAGGUCAAAAUAUCAACAUUAACAGGAGUUCUGGAGAAGUUGAUUCCAGCCCUCAUGGAUGAUCGAGGGGUUCAAGACUUGAAUGGAGGAAGUAAUUGCAGAUGUGGUGGAAAUAGCAAGAGUCUGAUGAUAGCAAGUAGAGCCUCAAGGCGUGACUGAAUUGCUACGAUCUUACAAAAAUUGGAACAGAUGAGGAGUUGCUUCUUAUGGAUGAAUGAAGAAGGUGGUUUCUUGAGAUGGAAUUUCCUGGGGAGGAUGCUGUGAACAUGGUGGAAUGACAACAAAGGAUUUAGAAUAUUAUGUAAACUUGGUAAAGCAGAGACAGACUUUGACGGGAUUGACUCCAAUUUUGAACGACUUUCCUACUGUGGGUAAAGUGCUUUCAAACAAGAUCACAUGCUACAAAGAAGUCUUUUCAUGAAAGGAAGAGUCAAUGUGGCAAACUUCAUUGUUGUCUUACUUUUAAAACUUGUCACAGCCACCUUAACCUUCAGCAAACACCAUUCUGAUCAGUCAGCAGCCAUCAACGUUGUGACAAGACCCUCCACCAGCAAAAAAAAUGAUGUCUUACUGAAGGCUUAAAGGAGUGUUAGCAUAUUUUAGCAAAAUAAAGCAUUUUAAAUUAAGAUAUGCACAUUUUAAAAAAACAUAAUGCUUUUUGUACACUUAAUAGACACAUUAGAAACAUAUUGCUCAUUAGUAUAAAUGCACAUGCUCAUCAGUGUAAACAGAGUCUGGUCUAUUGCCCAGGUUGGAGUAUAGUGGUGCCAUCUCAGCUCACUGCAACCUCUGCCUCCCUGGUUCAAGUGAUUCUCCUGCCUCAGCCUCCCUACUAGCUGGGACCAUAGUCUCCUGCCAUCACACAUGGCUAAUUUUUGUAUUUUUAGUAGAGACAGGGUUUUACCACAUUGGCAAGGUUGGUCUCGAACUUCUGAUCUUGGGUGAUCUGCCCACCUUGGCUUCCCAGAGUGCUGGGAUUACAGGUGUGAGCCACCAUGCAUGACCUAAAAAUUUAUUUUUUUAUGUACAGUGUGACGCCUUAGCAAACUUAACCCAGAAGUGAAAACCUAUUCAUAAUAAUUUGUUAAUGUUAGUUUCUUUUCUGUGCAGUGAUUUUUUUUCUUUGAAAACUUUCCAGUGUUGUAGUCUGUGUUCUCUGUAUUCAGGGUAGCACUAGAUUGGCAGUAGUGUUUGUUUACUGGAAUCUUUGUAUACCCUUUCUUGAUUCAAGGUCUUUUUCUUCUGAGAUACUCAGCAAAAUUGCUCUCUGAUACUUUUUUUUUCUAGUAAUGAAAAAUGCUUUUGUAUCUGAGGUCAAGUCAUUCUUUUUAAAGAACGUUGCUUUUAGAUUGUAGAAAAUAAUUCAAAAUAGUCAUCGUUUCUUAUUUUAUAAAUUUGUAAUUUAGGUAAGAAAAUUUAAAUGGUAGCUUUUGAGAAAUAUUUAGUCCACAUCUAAUGUCAGCACCAGGCUAUCUCUAAUACUGAAAAGACACAUUACUUCUUAAAGCAGUCAGUGUGUGUUUUCAUCACAGUCAUUCACCAUGGUAAGACUACUCUGAAAAACCGUGUGCUGCAGUAUGAGACAAUGGAGUCACAGUGCGGACAUCGGCAGAGUUUCUGAUGAAGAACUCGGAUUUAUAUGGUGCCAAGGUAGAAACACUUGUCCUCUUAGGGAAGUAGUUUGGGUUUAAGUUGCAGAUGAAUAUAUGAAAUAUGGGACCAAGAUAUAUGUGCAUAUUCCUACUCUCCAGUCAUCUCUACCAAGUCAGUCAAACUCAACUGUGCAAGGGUCUUCUCAUGUAACAUUUUCAAAUCAUAGGAAGAAAAGUAAUAAAUCUCACAGUUGCUUUAUUUAGCUUUAAGAGAGGGUUAGACCAUUAAAAUUAUAACUUUGUAGAUUCACACAGUAUGUAAGAAAUAGCAGGGAGAGGUCCUGCAUGAUGCCCUUCACCAGUGUCCCCUAACAGUAACAUCUUGUGAAACUGUCCUGCAACAUCACAACCAGAAUGCUGACAUCAGUCCAGUCAACUGGAAGAAUAUUCCCAUCACCAAAGGAACGCUUCAUGCUGCCAAACUCACCUGCCUCUCUCCCACCGACCUCUUCCUUAACUGCAGGCACACCUUAAGCUGUUUUUCUUUUCUUUUCUUUUUUUUUUUUUUUUGAGACAAAGUCUUGCUCUUUUGGAGUGCAGUGGCACGAUCUUGGAUCACUGCAACCUCUGUCUCCUGGAUUCAAGCAAUUCCCCUGUCUCAGCCUCCUUAGUAGCUGGGACUACAGGCACACGCCACCAUGCCUGGCCAAAUUUUUGUAUUUAGUAGAGAUGGGGUUUCACCAUGGCCAGGAUGGUCUUGAUCUCCUGACCUCAUGAUCUGCCUGCCUUGGCCUCCCAAAGUGCUGGGAUUACAGAUGUGAGCCACUGCGCCUGGCACUGUUUUUUGUUUUUAUUUCAUCAUUUCAGAAGUGUAAAAAUGGCAUCACACAGUAUGUGACUCUUUGGGACUGGCUUUUCUCACUUAGUGUGGUUCUCUGGAGCUUCACUUAGGUCGUUGUAGGUACCAGUAGCUUGCUGCUUUUUACUGUUGAGGCAUAGUCCAAUGUGUGGACUAUUCCUCAGUUUGUUUAGUCACUUAUAGAAGGAUGUCUAGAUUGUUUCCAGUUUUUGCCUAUUGUCAAUAAAGCUGCUAUAAACAUUUGGGUAUAGGUUUUUGUGCAAACACAGUUUUUAUUUAAAAAAAAUUUUUUUAACAUUUUUUUAUUUAUUUUUUUGAGAUGGAGUCCCGCUCUGUUGCCCAGGCUGGAGUGCAGAGGUGCGAUCUGGGCUCACUGCAACCUCCACCUCCCAGGUUCUUGCAGUUUUCCUACCUCAGCCUCCCAAGUAGCUGGGACUACAGGCACUCGCUGCCACACCUGGCUAAUUUUCUGUUUUUUGUAUUUUAGUAAAGAUGGGGUUUCACUGUGUUGCCCAGGCUGGUCUUGAACUCCCGAGCUCAGACAAGCCGCCUGCCUCCACCUCCCAAUGGGCUGGGAUUACAGGCACGAGCCACUGCACCCAGCUGACAGUUUUAAUUUUUUAAAUUAAUUAAUUAAUUUGUUUUUUCUUUCUAGAUUACUCAGUCUUGGAUAUGUCAGUUUUUAUUUUUUAAGGAGUACAUGCCCAGGGAUGCAGCUGUAGGUCAUAUAGUAGUUGCAUGUUUAGUUUUUUUUAAAGAAACUGCUAAAAUGUUUUCCAGAGUAGUUGUACAAUUUACAUUCCCACUAGCAAUGUUUGAGUGGUUCAGUUUCUCUAUAUCUUCAAGAGCAUUUGAUCUUUUGACUAUUUUUUGUUGUAGCCAUUCUGAUAAGUGUGUAGUAAUAUCUCAUUGUUGUUUUGUCAUUUCCUCAGUUUUUAAUGUCAAGGAUUUUCUCAUAUGCUUAUUUAGUGAAAUAUUAAUGACCUUGCCCCAUUUUCUGAUUGGAUUGUUUGUUCUUCUUUACUGUAGAGGUUUGAGAGUUCUCUAUAUAUUUUAGAUACUAGUCUGUUGUCCGGUAUGUGGUUUGCAGGUAUUUUUUGCAAUUCUGUGACUUGUCUUUUCACCUUCUUCAUAUGGGUUUUUAUGGAGCAGAGUAUUUUAUUUUGAUGAAGUCCAGUAUAUCAGUUUUUCCUUUUAUGAGUUGAGCUUUUGCUGAUAAGAUCUCUUUGCUUAGCCAUAGAUCCUGAUUUUAUCCUAAUUUUUUUCUAAAAUUUUUAUAGCUUUAUAUUUUACAUAAGGUUGUGAUCCAUUUUCUAGUUAAUUUCGGCAUAAGGUGUGAGGUUUUUAGGUCAUAGUUUAUUUCUUUUCCUAUUUUGUUUCACUCAUUGGUGUACUAUCCCUCCACCAAUACCUGUAACUAUACAUUAAGUCUUAAAAUCAGGUAGAGUGAUUUGUCCUACUUUGUUUUUUCCAGAAUUCUUUUGGCCACUAGUUCUUUCGCUUUUCAAUUCAAAUGUUAGAAUAAUUUUGUCUAUAUCCACAAAAGAUCAUGCUGAGAUUUUGAUAGGAAUUUUAAUAAACCCAUAUGUCAAUUGGAGGAUUGACACCUUCCGGUUUUUUAACACAACGUAUUUCUCCAUUUAUUUAAAAUCUCUGAUGUCUUUUUUUUUUUUUUUUGAGAUAGAAUCUUGUUCUGUCACCCAGGCUGGAGUGCAGUGGCAUGAACAUGGCUCAUGGCAUAGCUUCAGUCUCCUGGACUCAAGCCAUCUUCUCACCUCAGCCUCUCAAGUAGCUGGGACCACAGGUGCAUGCCACUACACUAAGCUAAUUUUUUUUUAGCUUUAUUUAUUGUAGAGAUGGGGUCUUGCCAUGUCGCCCAGGCUGUUCUCCAACUCAAAAUCCUCCUGCUUCAGACUCCCAGAGUGCUGGCAUUGUAAGCAUGAGGCACCGCACCCAGCCACAUCUUUGUUUUCUUUCAUCAGCAUUGUGUAGUCUUCAGCAUACAAAUGCUGUAUGUGUUUUGUUAGAUUUGUACCUAAUUAUUUCACUUUUUUGAGUGAUUGUAAGCAAUAUAUAUAUAUAUAUAUUGAGAUGGAGUCUUGCUCUGUUGCUCAGGCUGGAGUGCAAUGGUGUGGUCUCCACUCACUGCAACCUCUGCCUCCUGGGUUCAAGUGAUUCUCCUGCCUCCGGGGUACCUGGGAUUAUAGGCAUGCACCACCACGCCCAGCUAAUUUUUGUGUUUUUGGUAGAGACAGGGUUUUAUCAUGUUGGCCAGACCUGAUCUUCUGGUCUGACCGCCUUGGCCUCCCAAAGUGCUGAGAUUACAGGCCUGAGCCACCACACCUGGCUGUAAGUGAGAUUUUUAAUUUCAGUGUCCCUGGUAUAUAGAAAUAUAGUUGAUUUUUAUAUGUUUAUCCUAUAUCCUAUGACUUUGUUGAACUGUACUUAGAGGAAUGUUUUUGUAGCUUCCUCGGAAUUUUCUAUGUAUAGACAGUAAUGUCACCUGCAAAUAAGGGGAGGUUUUUUUUUUCCUAAUCUUUAUGCCCUUUUUUCCCCUUUGCCUUAUUGCACUGGCUAGAAUUUCCAGCACGAUGAAAGCAGACUUUCUUACCUUAUUUUUGAUAUUAGAGAGAAUAUAUUUAGUAUUCCAUCAAAAAGAAUAAGGUUAACCAGGUUUUUAGAUAUUCUUUAUCAAGUUGAAGAAUUUCCGCUCUAUUUCUUUUUUUUGAGAAUUUUUAUUAUAAGUGGAUGCUGACUUCUUUUUUUUCUGAGUUUCUUUCUCAGGAAUAUACUGACUUCUAAUGUUUUUUUCUGGAUAGACUGAUAUGAUCACAUGAUUUUUCUUACUGGAAAAAAGAAAAUGGUGAGUUAUGUUGGUUGAUUUUCAAGUUUUGAGCCAGCCUUGCCUCUGUGGCAUAAACUUCACUUGGUCAUGGUAUAGAAUUCUUUUUAUAUAUUGCUGAAUUAUAUAUGCUAAUCUUUUGGGAGGAAAUUUUGCAUCUAUAUUCAUGAAUAUUGGUCUCUAGUUUUGGUUUUCUGUACUGCUGUUUUCAUCUGGUUUUAUUAUCGAUAAUAAUAACUUCAUAAAAUGAAUACUGAAGUGUUCCCUUCUCUUCUAUUUUGUAGAAGAGAUUGUGUAGAAUUGCUGUUUGUUCUUUAGAUGUUUGAUGGAUUUUGCCAAUGAAAUCAUCUGGGCCUGGAGAUUUUUCAAAUUAUGAAUUCAAUUUCUUUAAUAGUUAAAAGGGUAUUCAAAUGAACUAUUUCAUAUUAAGUACAUUUUGGUAGUUUGUGCUUUUUGUGGUAUUGGACUACUAAGUUGUCACAUUUAUAUGUAUAGAAUUGUUUGUAGUACUUCCUUAUUCUUCUGAUAUCUGCAGGGUCUAUAGUAAUGAUUCCUGUUUUAUGUUGGUAGUUUGUGUCUUCUCUCUUUAAAGAACCAACUCUUUCAUUGUUCUGUGUUUUUUUCUUAUUGUAAUUGUUUUCAAUUUCCUUUAUUUUAGUUGUUUUUUUUUAAUUUAUUUUUCAUUUUUAUGUUCUUUUUAUGGUUUCAUUCCUUCUGCUUGUUUUGGGUUUUCCACCUGAGAUAUUAAUUAGAUUAUUGAGACUUUUUUCUCAUGCAUUCCUCUUGGCUCACUUCUGCCUGGAGACCUCAUUUCUGUGGACGAGCCCCUGCCAGUGUGUUUGUGUUCCUCAGAAAGAUCUAGAAAUGCCUGGUUUCCUCAGCCUGGUGUGGAGACAGGUGAGGUGCAAUUCCCAUCCAGUCUGCCACUGCCAUCUCAAGUCCUUAGGGUGCUGGGCCUCAGUUCCUUAACCUGUCUGCCUGCAUUGUGAGGUUCUAAUAGGAUCAUAAGCAUUAGAGCAAUCUGAAAAUUACAAAACUCUAAAAGCAACUAAGAGCCAGGAGAACACUAGAAUAAGCAACUAUAUUUCAGCCGAUGCUAUUGAAAUGUUUAGGAACAGCUGGGCAUGGUGGCUCACACCUGUAAUCCCAGCACUUUGGGAGUCCAAGGUGGGUCACGUGAGGUUAGGAGUUUGAGACCAGACUGGCCAACAUGGUGAAACACAAAAAUUAGCUGGGCAUAGUAGCACAGGCCUGUAAUCCCAUUGGAAGCUGAGGCAAGAGAAUUGCUUGAACCUGGGAGGUGGAGGUCGCAGUGAGCCAAGAUUGUGCCACUGUACUCGAGUCUGGGCAACAGAGUAUGACUCCAUCUCAAAAAAAGUUUAGUGAUGAAAGUUUGUUUUAUUCCUUUAAGUAUUGCUAUUACAGUGAAUGGUUUGUUUCUUACCUGACUUGAGCUGGGUAAUUUGGGAGAGUAGUGGUGGAUGUAACCCUGAGAAAGCCCCCUCCCCUCUGGCACUGCCUGUGAGUGCAGGGCAUCUGCAGGACUCUGGGCUCACUCAGUAAGCCCAUCUGGCUCUCAACUCACUCAGCCUCUAUCAGUGAUUGAGCUGACACUUCAUCUCCAGGUGCACUGUUUUAUACUUAGUUUAUUUCAGAACUCAGAUGAGGAAGAUGGAGGCUAUUAGGCCCCUAGAAAAUUCUACCAUUUAGGGCACUGGUCAGGAGUAUGGAGAGAUAACACAGAGAAUGGAUGAUGCAGACCAAAGGGACCUACCUGGUACGUGGACCUCGGGAUGCUGGCAUUUUUUUCUCCCUUUAUCCCUCCCUUAUUUCUAAACAUUUUGUUGAAGUAUAACAUAGGGCAGAAAAGUUCACAUGUACGUGGCCAGCUUACUGAAUCUUCACAGAACAGUCACCAACACCAAGACCUAAAACUGCACCAGCCCCCAGAGCCCUUCCAAUUCCUUCCUAGUCACUAUGCCUCCCAUGGAAUGCACAUUCCUUAGACUUGUGGCUUCACACAUUUGACAUGGGUAGGGCUGUAGCUUGGUGUCCUGUGAUUGUACUAGGCCAAGUGGGCUGUUUUGAGUUGUGUAAUUGGCUUCCAGCUUUUGGACUUGGGCUAGAAAACUUAGGGCUCAGGGCACAAGCUGCUUUAACUUUGUGGGUGCUGCUAAUGGUGGUGGCUGUGUCCACAGGUGUGCUUCUGCACAGCCAGGAAUGUGAGCAAAGUGUGGGCCUUAUGUGAUGCUCCUUGGGCCUCAGCAAAGGCACAAAGGCAUUUGCAUGAGCCCAAAAAACAGUAGGCCUUGAAAGUGGACCUUGACCUUGAACCACAAUUAGCAUAGGUAUGUGGCAGCAGGAGCCUGAGUACACACAAUUAAAUGUCAGUGCAGCUGUCAAGGCAGAAGGCAGAGGGUGAAAUGGAGCCAAGAGCCAAGGAUACAAUUUAGGGAGAAGAGAGUCUCUGCACUGGAAGGAAAACAGAAUAGGGGCUUUUAAACUUGGCAGCUUCCACAUGGUGUUGACCCUGAAAGAGCAUAGAAGCCAAGAAUUGAGGUUUGGGAACCUCUGUCUAGAUUUCAGAAGAUGUAUGAAAAUGCUGGAUGUCCAGGCAGAAGUUUGCUUCAGGGGCAGGGCUCUCAAGAACCUCUGCUAGGGCAGUGCGGAAAGGAAAUGUGGGGUCAGAACCCCUCUACUGGGGCACUGCCUAUUGGAGCUGUGAGAAGAGGACCACUGUCCUCCAAACCCCAGAACAGCUUGCACUGUGUGCCUGGAAAAGCUGCAGACACUCAAUGCCAGCCCAUGAAAGGAGUUGGGAGGGAGGCUGUACCCUGCAAAGCCAUAGGGGCGGAACUGCCCAAGACCAUGGGAACCCACCUCUUGCAUCACAUGACCUGAAUGUGAGACAUAAAGUCAAAGAAUAUCCUUUUGGAAAAGAUUUGACUGCCCUGAUGGAUUUUGGACUUGCAUGAGAGCCUGUAGCCCCUUUGUUUUGCCCAAUUUUUCCCAUUUGGAAGAAUUAUAUUUACCAAAUGCCUGUAUCCCCACUGUAUCUAGGAAGUAAUUAACCUGCUUUUGAUUUUACAGUGUCAUAAGUGGAAGGGACUUGCCUUGUCUCGGAUGAGACUUUGGACUGUGGACUUUUGAGUUAAUGCUGGAAUGAGUUAAGACUUUGGGGCUGUUGGGAAGCAUGACUGGAUUUGAAAUGUGUGGAUGUGAGAUUUGGGAGGAGCCGGGGUUGGACAUAUCAAUGGUUUGUCUGUGUUCCCACCCAAAUCUCUUCUUGAAUUCCCAUGUAUUGUGGGAGGGAUCCAGUGGGAGGUAACUGAAUCAUGGGGGCAAGUCUUUCUCAUGCUGUUCUCAUGAUAGUAAAUAAGUGUUACAAAAUUUGAUGGCUUUAAAGAGCAGUUCCCCCGCAGAAGCUCUCUUUGCCUGCUGCCAUCCAGGUAAGACGUGACUUGCUCCUCCUUGCCUUCCACCAUGAUUGUCAGGCCUCCCCAGCCACAUGAACUGUAAGUCCAAUUAAAUCUUUCUUUUGUAAAUUG
Molecule: messenger RNA, 11413 nt
Organism: Callithrix jacchus (white-tufted-ear marmoset)
Lineage: Eukaryota; Metazoa; Chordata; Mammalia; Primates; Cebidae
Source: RefSeq, a predicted model, not a curated record